This is a messenger RNA of Pyricularia grisea, 456 nucleotides long. RefSeq lists its product as uncharacterized. Bases 1 to 456 code for a protein of 151 amino acids. The record is from RefSeq and is a predicted model, not a curated record. Lineage: Eukaryota; Fungi; Ascomycota; Sordariomycetes; Magnaporthales; Pyriculariaceae. The transcript is spliced from 4 exons. Gene Ontology annotation, molecular function: hydrolase activity.
AUGGCAAUCCAAAUAUAUAACUAUAUAUUCAUGCCAAAUUACCGCCUCGUACCGGAACACCCAGUACCGGCGGCCGUGGAGGACGUUUAUGCCACGCUAAGUGUGAACGCUGGCGGUGGAAUCGCCACCGGGACGGCCCUAAUGGCUUACGACAAAAGCCUCACCAGUUCAGAAAAGUUUCCGCUGCCGGCCGGCUUGGCGUUACGGUACCCUAUAUUAGACGACCCGUACGUAGGCGGCAAGGCAAAAGCGGAAAAAACGAACGAUAUUAUUUCUGUAUACGCGGCGCCAACGCGGGCUGGGCCGGAUAAGCUGCGGGGCCUCCCGCCUACAUUUAUGGACGUCGGGGGACUGGAUUUGUUCCGCGAAGAGAUUACCAAAUUUGUAGCCGCGUUGGCCACCGCCGGCGUUAAUGUCGAGUUCCACCAUUAUUCGGGGCUUCCACACGGCAUAUAG